GUAGAGGAAGGGAUGCCAGUAGCUUCCCUCUCCGCCUUUGGCGCUCGCUCGGAGCCUCAGACCUGUGAUGCUUAAGUGGCCGCCGCCGCCGCCACAGUUGACCUAGCGCUCGCUUCCUCCGACCCGCCACUGCGCUGAAGACGCUGGAGGAGGAAGAGGAGGAAGAGGAGGAGGAGAAGGAAGAGGAAGAGGAGCGGCGGGGGGCGGCAGCAGCCUAAGGAACUGGGGAGUUCGUAUGGCCGCUCCCAGUUGGCAGGUGGUGCGCGCUGCUGAUCUAGCUGCUGUGUCGAGCUUCGGGCGCCUUUGAGCCGCCGUGGUCUCUUGGGGAUCGCCCUGCCCUGUGCUACCGAGCCAGAACCGGGGCCGGGAGGAGGAGGAGAACGAGGAGGAGAACGAGGAGGAGGAGGAGGCGGCGGCUUCCACCGUGGGCGAUGUGGCCGGCUGGGGCGGGCAGCAAGCUGCCCUGUGCCCGAGACUCGGCUCUCCGGCGGGCGGCUUUCUCGGGGAACCUCACAGCUUUGCCUUCCCACCUAGUGCCGGCCGGCAGGAGCGUCCGGGUCUUCAUCAGCGCCAAUCCUGAAGAUACAGGAGCAGAACGACAAGCGCUAAGAGAAAAUGUGUAUCCUAAACUGAGGGAAUUCUGCAGAGAAAACUAUGGAUUGGAAUUUCAGGUCAUAGAUUUAUACUGGGGCCUAGAUGAAGAUGAAUGGGACAGUCCUGAACUCCAAAAGACUCGUAUGAAGCUUUUAGAAGAUUGCUUGAAAACAUCUGCAGGUCCAUGUUUUGUUGGACUGUUAGGUGAAAAGUAUGGGAACAUCCGAAUUCCUGGAGAAGUGGAGUCAUCAGAAUUUGAGAUGAUUUUGGAUGCUGCCAUAGAAGCAAAGCUGGAAACCAAGGUGCUCGAAGAAUGGUACUGCCGAGACGAGAACUCUGUUCCAGCAGCAUAUUACCUCAGACCGAAAUAUGAAAUGCUGAAAAGCAAUAAGAACUCAAUGCAGUCUUCUGCCAAUGCUGAGAAUGAAAAAAAAUGGCAAGAGAUAUCAGAGGAGAUAAAGAAGAUUUUUAAGACAGCUGUGAAAUUGCUACAUGAAAAGGGGAAAAUGAAGCACAGCCAAGCCAAGAGAUAUCUCUUUUCAGCUAUUGAAGAUGAGUUUGACUUUGCUUUGGGAAAACAAACACCAGCAUUCCUAAAGAAAUGUGUUUGCUACAUUAGAAAAAUUGCAAACAUUGAGCGUUUUGUGAAAAUUCCAGCAAUGGGUAAAUACAUGGACAUAACUGGGACAGAACCAAGGAUUAUCCGAGACCCAGAAGCCCACGAGAAACUGAUAAAACUCAGGGAUGAAUUUAUUCCUACCAUUGUCGCAUCAUCAAAUCUGAGAGUCUACACUUCCAUUACACAUUGUGACAUGAAACUAGGUUAUUCACAAGAAGUAGAGAACCAUUAUAUAGAAGGACUUGGUAAACAGUUUUAUGAGGAUAUGAUUGACAUCAUUCAGGCAACUGUACAACAGAAUUUUGACACAGAAACUGAUACACUGUAUGACGAAAUUCUUCAGCACUCGUCAUUAUGUAAAACAUAUGCCUCCUUCUACGAGUACAAAUGUGAAUAUCUAAAUAUAGUACAUAAAUACCUUCUUCCCAGCAAAGCAGGGCACAUUAACCCUCUCAUCACCUAUGGAGGACCUUGCACUGGAAAAACUCUUCUGUUAGCUGAAGUAGCCAAGAAGGCUUAUGGUUGGCUCCAUGAAGAGAUGGGACCCGAAUCUGACCCAGUCAUAAUUGUAAGAUUUCUAGGAACCACAGACAUGAGCACUGACCUUAAGAAUCUACUUCUGAGCAUCUGUGAACAACUGGCAGUUAACUACCAGUGUCUGGUGCAAAGCUAUCCUAAGAAGAUUCAUGAUCUGCGUGACUUGUUUAUAAAUCUGUUGAAUGAGUCUUCAUUUCAGAGACCCUUGGUAAUAAUAUUUGAUGCUUUAGAACAGCUCUCCGAAAGCGAUGAUGCCAGAAAACUUUGGUGGCUCCCCGUUCACCUUCCCCGAUUUGUUCGGGUAGUACUAUCCACACUGCCCAACAAACAUGGGAUCCUGCAGAAACUCAGGUGCCUUAUCCACGAAGAAGACAACUACAUUGAGCUGAUUCCAAGGGACAGAAAAAUGUGCAGUCAGGUCCUAAAACACCAGUUGCUGCGCGUCAAAAGGAAAGUGACAUCAGGGCAACAGAUAUAUGUCAAUGAAGCUUUCUCCAAGUGCACGUUGCCAAUGUUUGUGAACUUAACCUUCAGGGAGGUGAGAAACUGGAGGUCCCACAAAGAUGUGGAUGAGUCCUCCCUCUGUGUCACAGUCCAUGACAGCAUAGAGCAGUUAUUUUGUUCCCUGGAGAAGAAAUGUGGGCAGAAACUAGUAUCCCGAGCUUUGGGUUACAUCACCAUGGCUAAAAUGGGUUUGAGUGAAAUGGAGCUGGAAGAUGUUUUAGCACUGGACAACAGUGUCAUGAAUGAGCUAAAUGAGAAUAUUCGACCAAGUAACCCCCUGCGGGUGCCUUAUGUAUAUAUUGCAAGGCUUAAGGAGGGCCUGAGUGGAUACUUGAUAGAAAGGCAUGUGAAAAACGUCACACUCUUGGUGUGGGCCAAUAGGCACCUACAGCUGAUAGCACAGAAGCUUUACCUACAUAAUGACAGUGACUUGCGUGAAAUGCAUACAAUCCUGGCAGAUUAUUUUCUGGGGGUCUGGUCUGGUGGCAGGAGGAAGGCUUUCUGUCUGGAGGACCCAUACUUGAAUGGCUGCCUUGAUCUAGAAAGCAGAAGUUUGCUAGAAGAAGAAAAGCAUUUCCUGGAGCAGGCAUCUUUUGAUCGACAGGCCCCAGAUCAACCCUGGGUGUUUCAGUGCAAUCCACUGGAGCCUGACAUCUUCUUUGUCAAUCACCGCAAAAUGUCAGAGCUUUUGCACCACUUGACGAGAUGUGGAAAAACAGAUGAUCUGCUCUAUGGAGUCAUCAUGAACUUCAGCUGGCUCUAUACCAUGGUAAAAAUUGGCCAAUUUGACAAAGCCCUUGCAGACAUUGAGACGGCUUACAACUAUUCACAGGAGAAGGAACUGAAGUUUCUGGCCAGUACCCUUCGAGGCAUCAAAAGCAAGAUCAUCACAUUCCCUGGCUCCCUCUCUGCUGAGCUCCAGCAGAGACUUCUUCCAGUCGUCAGUUCAUUACCCAAACUGAGGCACCUCCUUUUGGAAUGUGACAAGGAUGGACCUAAAUACUGCUCCAUUGUCCCCUUACAUUCUUCCAUGGAUGUGACUUACAGCCCCGAAAGACUUCCCUUGUCAUCCAGUCAUCUACAUGUCACCGAGAUUUUGCCUACAUGUAACCCAAGUACUGUCCUCACAGCUUUGGAAAAUGGUUCCAUUAGCACGUGGGAUGUUGAGACUCGCCAGCUACUCAGGCAAAUCACCACAGCCCAGUCUGUUAUUCUGGGCAUGAAGCUCACCACAGAUGAAAAGUACCUUGUGGUAGCCACAACGAACAACACCUUGUUGAUUUAUGACAACAUAAAUUCCUGCCUCCUUUCCGAAGUUGAAAUCAAAGGAGUCAAGCAUGGAAGUGGUUCUAAUUUCAUCAAUGGGUUUACCUUGUCAAUUACACAUGCCCUUGCCUGGUUGGAGGCCAGCAAAGAUGUCACUGUCAUUGAUCUACUUUAUGGAUGGCCUCUUUAUCAGUUCCACUGCUGGUAUGAAGUCACUUGUGUCCAGUGUUCUCUGGAUGGAGUGUAUGCUUUCUGUGGGCAGUACCUAAAUACCACCACCAUAUUUCACUUAGGAAGUGGAGAGAAGCUCUCCACCGUGACGUCCGAAUUUUCAGGGGGCUUUGUGAAGUUUCUUCUGAUCCUGGACACCGCACAGGAAAUGGUCAUGGUUGACAGCGAGGGCAGCCUUUCUGUUUGGAAUACAGAGGAAAUCACUAAUCCCCAACUAACGGAUGAUUUUGAUUGUCGAAGAGAAGACAGUGAAGUUGUCAGCAUUGAACUGUCCGAGGACCAAAGUGCAAUUCUUAUCUGCAAAGCCCUCAGCAUAGAACUCUUAGACACUACGAUGUGGAAGGUGGCGGAAAAAUUCCGAGCCAAACACAAUGAGCGCUUUAUCUCUGCGGUGCUCUCCAAAAAUGGCGACUGCAUAAUUGCUACUAUGGAAAAUACCUCAGCGGUGUUCUUUUGGAGGAGGGACACUGGACAGUGUAUGGCAAGCUUACAGGAAAUCUCAGGAACCAUAGUCAAACUAGUCAAGUCAAAUCACCAUAAUAUGCUGCUAUCUUUAUCGACUAGUGGUGUCCUUUCUAUUUGGGACAUAGACAUAAUUACAGCAAUGUCCAACAUAGACAAGACUGGAAAACCCAUCCAAAGACUGGUACUACCUGCUAGAGGUGAGAUAAUUUAUUCCCUAGAUGGAUCAGAAUCCGUCCAUAAGUGGAACUUUAGCAAUGGAUUCAUCGAGGCAGAAUUUAAGCAUGAAGGAAUCGUAGAGCACUGUGUGCUCACCUCCUCUGGGGAUGUGAUGGUGACAUCAGACGACAAAUGUAGCCAAUACGUGUGGCACACUAGUAGCGGUGAAAACCUCUUUCGCAUUAAUGGGCAAAGAAUAUCCCAGCUACUGAUUACACACAAUGAUCAAUUUGUGGUUUCACUCUGUGAGGAAAACGCCUCUAGGGUCUGGCGACUGGCCACAGGCCACAGGGUGUGCAAUAUUCUCACUCCUUUACAGAAUGCAUUUAUAACCUCUGCAAAUACGUUUGUGGUAGGCAUCACAAAAAACAAAGUGCUGGCAGUCAGUUUGUGGACAGGAAGUAUCACCAAGAAAUUCUGCUGUGAGGAUGGGACCAUGAUUGUAAAUUUCAAAUUGAUACCGGACUGCCCUGAUAUCAUAGUGUUUAUAACAUCCACGGAAACUGUGAACAUCUGGAGCCUGACAGACGAAGUCAUCUGUCGACGUGUGCAACUUCCAAACAAUUUCUUAAAAAAUCUAGAGGACUUUGAAAUUUCUCCUAAUGGGAAGCUAGGCAUUAUAUCCCGGGGGGAUGAAAAUAUAAAUGUUCUUGAUCUGCAUAGUGGUAAGCUACGAGUAGUACAUGCUGCUGGAAUCAUCUGGCGACAGAGGCUCUCUCGAGACGGCCGCUACCUGGUCUAUAUUUGUUUCCGGAAUGGAGAAGAGGAAGAUGACAAUGGUGCAGUCUCCAGCUUAAUUGUCAUGAGACUUGCAGACGGUAAAAACAUUGGUGCUUGCUCACUUUAUAAGACACCAACAUAUCUUGCAUUGUCACAGAGGCACUUGAAUAUUAUUGUUGGUUUUGAUGAUGGAAGUAUAGGGAUUUAUACUGUAGUAGACCGGGUGGAUGCAGCCUUGAAAAUUAAAAUUGCCACUUCAAACAGCCGGCAAAUUUUCAACAGUGCAACACAAGCAUCUAGGCCAAAAUGUAACAGCUAUUGCUUUAAGGCUACUGCAGAUUGUAUUUGGAGAGAAUCCACAGAGGUGUUUGCAAGAGAUAGCCCCAUCACAGUGACUGAUUCUGCAGAAACAACUGAAGCAACACCAACCAAAAAACACAAUCCUUAUGACCGUGUGUCCUCUGCCAUAGAGAGCAGAGGCCACAGUUUUGCUGCUGACAACUAAUUACAUAUUGAGACAGGUUUACUGAAAUUCAUGAUAUACAUUUAUAAGUCUGUCUUCUAUAUCAGAUGUAGAAAUGGUGCAUUUCUUAGGCAAAAUGGAAUACAAGUGACUGGUAUCCAUAUACAUGUAAAAAUUACAGAGAUAGAAACAUGUUUUGGGCUAUAGUUUUUCUUGAGAUUAAUUCAUGAAAAUCCUCUUCCAAUGGCUCAUCAUUAUAUGGAAGUGACCCCAUGUUCUCAAAGGCUAUGACAGCAGAAUGCAAGCUUUAGUGAGUCAAAAAGAUUUUGAGAAUGGGUCCUGCAAUAGAUUGCAGAUCUUGCCCAAGUACUACCCUAAGUUCAGCAAAGUUCACCUUUGGAGAUUUGAUUACCAGGUGAUUAAAUAUUUUUUGGCUACAGCAACUCUUUAAACUAGAGACUAAAGUAUGAAAAGACUGUUAUAUACUUUCAUGAUGAGAACACCCAUACAGAUAGAAUCAUAGCUCUUUGAAAGUAUGGAAUUAAUCCAAGUAUGAAAUCUUUACUGGACAUUUCUAGCAAUAUUCUUUACGUUGCUGCUUCAUCUAGAAGUUAGAAAAUAGUACAGUAUAUUGACUCUAACCGUAUAUUUGCCAGAAAUAUAACCUCUUACACACACACACACACACACACACACACACACACACACACACACAGCAGUUUGACCAAAAUCAUCUGUCAUGCUUUUUUUUAAGUUAAAUUCAAACAACUAUUACUUUGUCUCCAUGAUGCCAAAUAAUUCUUUUUGGCAACAUUUGGUUGUUAAUAUUAUAUAAAUACAGCCUUAAGCCCACUCUACCUUUUACCAUCCAGAUAGCAAAGACUCCUAUCUGGGGAUAAAGGAAAGAAAGUGAAAGGGGUAAAGUAAUUUCACAGUCCUGAAUAUAUGAAACUCUCCAGCGACUACAUCCCAACAUUAAGGAAAAGUACUUUUGAAAGAUGUGAAGAUGCAAAGAUAUAAGCUAUAUGGGACAAUAGUCAAUCGGCAGCUAAAAGGGCAACCCAGAUGCAGAAAAAGUCUUGCAAAAGUUGUAUAUGUGGGUUUUUGUACAAAGGAGGAAACUUUUUCUUCAAAAGCUAUUUCCCAAGUUAUGAAGGAAUAUGUUUAACACUAAAAAAUCAUUCACUUUUAAUGUAUCUUUCAAAGUACAUAUUUUGCUAGCUGUAAUGAAUACUCACAUAAGGGCAUUGCAAAUGCAGUUAAACAGUUCAAUUCCAUUAUUGUAUUAAAAGGUUCCUCUUCAUUCUCUUAUAAGAAAGUAUGAAUUAUCUCCUAAAUCCCUACACUGAAUUUCAACAGAAAGAAAGUUUUCUUGAUAUGCCAUGUACGAACUACUGCUAACAUUUGCCUUACUAUCAUUCCUCUUCUGUCCUGUGUUGAACGCAGAGAGAUGACCAAAAACUCUGGGACUAACAGAAUAUGCCUGUAUUUGUGCUAAAAUAUUCCAUAAAAUCUUAAGGCUGUCCAAAGGUUCUUUACUGUUCCUGUUUGUACUCAAUUUCUUACUUCUACAUAUGUAUGGAGGCUUAUUAUCUGUUUUACUUUCUGCUUUGGGACUCUUCUGAGCCUUUUAUAUAGUGUGAUCAGUUUCAAGGCAGAAGCUGUAAAAUCUUCAAUAUUUUUUAACUAUUCCACCGGAUUGAAGAAAAAAUGGUUACAUCCUAAAAACAAAGUGAUUUGUACCCCCUGCCAUAUCGUAUACAUGGCAUGUCCUUGGCUCAUUUUUAACAGAUUUUUUUUUUUUUAGUGAGGCAAUUGGGGUUAAGUGACUUGCCCAGGGUCACACAGCUAGUAAGUGUUAAGUGUCUGAGGCCAGAUUUGAACUCAGGCACUCCUGACUCCAGGGCUGGUGCUCUAUCCACUGCGCCACCUAGCUGCCCCAGAUUUUUUUUUUUUUAAGAGGAAACAGUUCCUCUAGCAAGUACUGAACAGAUAAGAGUUUUCAUUUCUGGUUCUGCCACUGACUUGCUGUGGGUUACUGAGCCAAUCAUCUAACCUCUCUGUUUCUCACUUUCUCAACUAUAAAAUGAGGUUAGUAGUAGUUUCCCCUAUAUCCCCUACAGGUGUGUGAUAUAAAAUAUAGUCAACUCUGGAUUAUUGAGACUAAUGGAGAAAAAUUGAAUGGCAUAUCACUCCUGUCUUUUAUAUUUGACCUUGAAAUGUAGUCUGAGACACUAACACCCUGUGUUAUGACUCAGAUAUAAAUUAUUAUCCUACCCCAUGCCAAGGCCAGAUCUUCUAUGGCUUGAUUGGCCUGAGUCCAAGUCAGGUAGUAGCCAAGAGGCAGACCCAGAUCCUUGUGUACAUAGAUACAUAAUCUAGAGUUGAUUGUAUAUGAAAGUACUCAUCUAAGACAGACCAAGGUCAUUCAAGGUAUCACUAUUAUUAUUAUGAGUAGUAUGAGUUGGACCUCUGUGCCACUAAAUUUCUAACAGUCAAAUGCCAAGAUGAAUUACAUGUCGUGUGUGAAUGUUCUAUGUAAAAGCCAAUAUAGUAAGUAUUGAGUGAUUUGAAUGAUUUUCCUAACUUGUUUGCAACUCCUAGAUCAUACUGAAUGUUUUUAUGUAAACUUUGUAUUGUUGGGAAUAAUUACCCAAUCAGAGAUUUAUAUUUUCUUAAAUGUUACAUUUAGUUACAUUUUGUUACAGAGUUGUUAAACUAGAAUAUUAUUGCAGUCUUCAAAACAAUAUACCGUCUUGUGUAUGCAUUGUUUGUAUGAAUAAAAGAUAAACUAAUUUGCUUUGGAGUUUUUUUGGACUAUUUUCCAAGUUUUGAUGAUGCAACUG
This is a messenger RNA of Dromiciops gliroides (monito del monte), 8461 nucleotides long. RefSeq names its product NACHT and WD repeat domain containing 2 (gene NWD2). The coding region runs from base 432 to 5657 and encodes 1741 amino acids. The record is from RefSeq and is a predicted model, not a curated record. Lineage: Eukaryota; Metazoa; Chordata; Mammalia; Microbiotheria; Microbiotheriidae. Gene Ontology annotation, molecular function: protein binding. The transcript has 7 exons.